Rhinocladiella mackenziei CBS 650.93 is the source of this 1914-nucleotide messenger RNA. RefSeq lists its product as uncharacterized. Gene Ontology annotation, molecular function: ATP binding; protein serine/threonine kinase activity. The record is from RefSeq and is a predicted model, not a curated record. Bases 1 to 1914 code for a protein of 637 amino acids. The transcript has 4 exons. NCBI's taxonomy places the organism in Eukaryota, Fungi, Ascomycota, Eurotiomycetes, Chaetothyriales, Herpotrichiellaceae. Gene Ontology annotation, biological process: protein phosphorylation.
AUGUCGUGGAAAUUGACCAAGAAACUGAAAGAGACUCAUCUUGCUCCUUUGACCAGUGGAUUCAGUCGAUCAACAUCCACAUCGACCGUAAAGGCGGAAGACGCUUCACCUGCGCAUGAAUCACCUGAACUCUCCACCACUCAUAGCAAUUCGAGCACCACCUCGACAAAUGGAAUUGCGGCGUCCGAGGCUUUGACCUCUCCACCGGUACAAAACACUAAACCAGGGAUCUUGAUUGUCACACUCCACGAGGGAAGAGGCUUUUCUCUGCCACAACAAUAUCAGUCAGUAUUCAACAACUAUUAUGGCUCGGGAGGGUCGGGGUCGGUGAGACCCAGCUCAUCCUACGCUACGGGAUCUCUUGCCGGAUCCUAUGCACCACCAAACAGACCCGUGUCCACUCACGCUGGAAUCAACGCAGCACCCACCAAUCACGGAAGAUAUAACAGCAAGUACUUGCCAUAUGCUUUGCUCGAUUUCGAUAAGCUGCAGGUCUUCGUUGAUGCCGUGUCCGGCACACCAGAGAACCCUUUAUGGGCUGGUGAUAAUACCUCCUUCAAGUUUGAUGUGUCGCGAGUAUGUGAGCUCAGUGUUCAGUUGUAUCUGAGAAAUCCGGCGGCGAGACCGGGCGUCGGAAGAAGUGAAGAUAUCUUCCUCGGUGGUGCCCGAGUGACCCCCCGAUUUGAGGAAGUUCGUCAAUUUGUCCCGGAUCCGAAGAAGAGCAAGAAAGAAAAUGAAAAGGCCGAAGCAACGUUUGCCUCACAAGAGAAGCAAGCCGGCCAGCUCGGAACUGAAUGGCUGGACAUUCAAUUCGGGACUGGCUCGAUCAAGGUCGGAGUGAAUUACGUCGAAAACCGGCAAGGCAGUCUUAAGAUUGAUGAUUUCGAACUUCUCAAGGUUGUGGGACGAGGUAGCUUUGGUAAGGUCAUGCAGGUCAUGAAGAAAGAUACCGGUCGAAUCUACGCCCUCAAGACGAUACGAAAGGCACACAUCAUCUCUCGAUCUGAAGUGGCGCACACUCUGGCCGAACGCUCUGUCCUGGCACAAAUCAACAAUCCUUUCAUCACACCCCUCAAAUUUUCGUUCCAAUCACCCGACAAGCUCUAUUUCGUCCUGGCAUUUGUCAACGGUGGUGAAUUAUUCCACCAUCUUCAGAAGGAACAGCGCUUUGACAUCAACCGAUCGAGAUUUUACACGGCCGAAUUGUUGUGCGCGUUGGAGUGUCUUCAUGGUUUCAAAGUUAUCUACCGAGACUUGAAGCCGGAAAAUAUCCUUCUGGACUACACGGGUCACAUUGCUCUUUGCGAUUUCGGCUUGUGCAAGUUGGACAUGAAAGAUGAAGAUCGCACCAACACGUUCUGUGGGACACCAGAAUACUUGGCCCCCGAACUUCUACUUGGACACGGAUAUACCAAGACGGUGGACUGGUGGACUUUGGGUGUUUUGCUCUAUGAAAUGCUGACGGGAUUGCCGCCCUUCUACGAUGAAAACACCAACGAGAUGUACCGAAAAAUUCUUCAAGAUCCGUUACACUUCCCUGGCCCCGAAAUCGUACCUGCAGCAGCCAAGGAUCUUCUCCAAAAACUCCUGGACCGGAAUCCUGAACGCCGGCUGGGAGCUGGUGGAGCAGCCGAAAUCAAAGCUCACCACUUUUUUGCUGGCAUUGAUUGGAGAAAAUUGCUACAGAGAAAGUAUGAACCAAGCUUCAAGCCCAAUGUGGUUGAUGCAAGAGACACAGCCAACUUCGACAAAGAGUUCACGUCCGAGGUUCCCAAGGAUUCUUACGUCGAGGGACCAGUUCUGUCUCAGACCAUGCAACAGCAAUUCGCAGGUUGGUCAUACAAUCGGCCAGUUGCCGGACUGGGUGAUGCAGGUGGCAGUGUUAAGGAUCCCUCUUUUGACCGCAUUCAAUAG